This is a messenger RNA of Cornus florida, 1083 nucleotides long. Its product is annotated as blue copper protein 1a-like. The record is from RefSeq and is a predicted model, not a curated record. Gene Ontology annotation, molecular function: electron transfer activity. The coding region runs from base 128 to 742 and encodes 204 amino acids. The transcript is spliced from 2 exons. NCBI's taxonomy places the organism in Eukaryota, Viridiplantae, Streptophyta, Magnoliopsida, Cornales, Cornaceae. Gene Ontology annotation, cellular component: plasma membrane.
AACAACCCAUUUCUUCUGUCAUCCAGAGCUGCCAGAGAACAAUCCUACUCCUUAACAAACAUUAUAAAUACAUGUCCUGUAAUUAAGUUUUUUGUACAUUACAUUUUACUACUACAAUAAUUCCAAAAUGGCUCGCCUAAAUGUUCUUGCCAUCGCCCUCCUUGCUGCUCUCAUUCCCAUUGCCACUCUCGCCAAAGAGAUCGUUGUCGGAGAUGAUGCAGGAUGGAUUACAAAAUUUGAUUAUGUAAGUUGGGCCAAGAAACAGGACUUCCAGGUCGGAGACACUCUAGUUUUCAAGUAUCCUCAGGGGGCUCAUAAUGUGAUUAAGGUGGAUGAAAAUGCCUACAAGAAUUGCGCUAUCCCACCGGCAGGUCCGGCAAAUCCGGUAUUGGCUUCAGGAAAGGAUGUGAUUUCUUUGGAUGCACCAGGAAAGAAAUGGUUCCUAUGUGCGAUACCCGGGCAUUGUGAGAAAGGUGGACAGAAGUUGGAGAUUGAGGUGAAAGCAGGAGGAGGAAAGACUGCAGCAGCACCUACUGCAACACCUACAGCAGCACCUAAGUUAGCCCCAGCUCCUACCGAUGCCAAGUCAGACAACAAAACAGCUGCCACUUCUCCAGCGGCCGCCACGCCCUCCGGUGACGGGGCUCCAGCUCCUGCACCCGCAAGCUCAGCAAACGGACUCAAUGGCUAUCAGCUACCUUUGGCAAUUGUGGGGGCAAUUGCAGCUCUGGCCAUCUUUUAAGUGCAACUAUUAGUUUAUUUUUAUUUCUUCAAAAAUGGGAUUUGAUUUUCUUGGUUUGGAAUGGUAAAUAUUUCUAAGUAAUAACGCUUUGAAAUAUUGCUGAAUCAAAUGAUUUUAAGAGAUUUGAACAAGUGUUUUGUAGUUUGGUUUUGACUUUUUCUUUUAGUUGGAACCAGCUAGCAUCGCUCAUAAUAUUCAAAAAAAAAAAAAAUUGCAAUUUUAAUGGCUUGGAAGGAAUAAUUUUCCUUCCAUUUUUUUUUUAUAAAACAAAUUGUAUAAUUGAAUCCGUCUAUGUCAAUAGAUUGAUAUAUAAUGACUGUUUUCGACCUUUUCAUGCCAUA